This is a messenger RNA of Sorghum bicolor (sorghum), 1021 nucleotides long. Its product is annotated as glutathione S-transferase 3. Gene Ontology annotation, biological process: glutathione metabolic process. The record is from RefSeq and is a predicted model, not a curated record. The transcript has 2 exons. Lineage: Eukaryota; Viridiplantae; Streptophyta; Magnoliopsida; Poales; Poaceae. The coding region runs from base 186 to 854 and encodes 222 amino acids. Gene Ontology annotation, cellular component: cytoplasm. Gene Ontology annotation, molecular function: glutathione transferase activity.
ACGGCGGCGUCAGCGGUGAUGCCUCGAUCCUGCAACGACCGCCUAUAAAUACACCUCGCCGGCCGUCGCCGCCUACCAGCAGCUUCUACCUGUGCCACAGCACGCCGGCACACGCCCAAGCACAUCUCGGUGUCGGUGGCAGGCACACGCCGCCAAGAAUCCGACCACCGACCGCCGCCGUCGUCAUGGCUACCUCCGAAGACGCCGAUCAUCAGGUGACGGUCGUCGACUUCUGGGCGAACGGCUUCGGGAUGCGUGCCCGGAUCGCGCUGCGGGAGCUCGGUGUCGCCUUCCGCUACGUCGAGGAGGACCUCCGCGUCCGCGAGCGGAGCGAGCUGGUUCGCCGCAUGAACCCCGUCCACCGCUCCGUCCCCAUCCUCAUCCACGGCGGACGUCCGGUCUGCGGCUCCGUCAACAUUCUCCAGUACGUCGACGAGGUCUGGGGGCCCACCUUGUUCCCGCGCGACCCACUCCAGAGGGCCCACGCCCGCUUCUGGGCUGACUUUGUUGACCAAAAGGUGUUUAGCACACAGACGAGGUUCCUGAAGAGCAAAGGCGAUGAAAAGGAGGCAGCAAAGGGAGAGCUCCUGGAGCAACUCAAGCGCCUGGAGGAGGUGCUAGGGGACAAGACCUUCUUCGCCGGCGACGAGUUCGGGUUCCUCGACGCCGUCCUCAUCCCGUUCUCGAGCAUGUUCCAUGGGUACGAGCAGCAUGGAGGAUUUGAUCUUGACGUGGAGUGCCCGAGCUUGAUGAGUUGGGUGAGGAGAUGCAAGGAAAGGAAGAGCGUCAAGGGAGUCCUGCCUGACGAGGAUAAGAUGUAUGAGCUACACAAGAAGUGGUAUGGCAUUGAGUGAAGCAAUGAACAAGCGAGAUGGAAUGAUGCCGGUUGCAAAGAACGCAAGAGGGCUUUCUGUUACAUCUAUUCAGUUUCUUGUAUUAUUAUCUUUUAUUUUUACUUGUGAUUGAACUUUACUAUUGUUAGUUUGCUUAAUUGGUUUUUGUUAGCCCAUCUCCUUGAAAA